Molecule: messenger RNA, 719 nt
Organism: Drosophila guanche
Lineage: Eukaryota; Metazoa; Arthropoda; Insecta; Diptera; Drosophilidae
Product: augmin complex subunit wac
Exons: 4
Coding region: 144-653 (169 amino acids)
Source: RefSeq, a predicted model, not a curated record
GGCGUGGCAUUCAUCGAUGUAUCGACUGACAAAUUAAAAACAUCGACGCGACAAAGAAACUCUGCUCUCCAAAAGUUCACGGAAAAUUAUAUUUUAUUUUAAAAACGAGCGGAAGACGACAGACUCUCUGGGCAUUAUUAAAAAUGGAUAAUUCAAAGCUUCUAGAUGAAAUAUAUUCAUUGAAAAUCUUGGGUCAACAUUAUGAAAAUGUCUUGAAGCUGGCGGGUAUUGAAUUAUGCGAUUUUUUGAACGAUGAUCUUUUAAAGAAGACUGCACAAUUAUAUGCAGACUUGCACGUUCAUGCGUUAGAUUUAAACUAUUUGCGUGACCUCUACUAUGGACUACAGAAAGGUCGCAUAGAAAGCAAACUGAUUAUCGCGCAGCAACAAACACAUGUGCAGCGCAUUAAGACUUCAAUCGACGAAGCAGCUGAGGAGGUAGCUGUAUUGGAACGAUUCAACUCCACAGCGGAAAAACAAUUGAUCCCUGAUGGAGCCGUUCAGCAGCAGCGCAACAAUAUACUGGAUACCAAACGGGCUUUGUGGAAGAGACAGAAAGCUCUAGAAAUGCCGACAGACUUCAAUAUCGAGAGUAUUAUACAAAAAGUUAAUUCGCUGGAACGUAACUGUCAAAUGUUAACAUUUUCUUUAUAAAAAAUGAUUUAGAUGUAUUUACUCAGUAAUGCAAAAACACUUUACAAUAACAUAAAAUCAUCAAUU